GGAUCAUGUAAGCUGAGGACCACAAGGUAGCGAUGAAGAUAGGGGGACGGCGGAUGUCAGAAAAGGUAUAUAAAGGGGGUCUUGUCGAGAGUCUAUUGAGAUCAUCGCACUCUUCCAUUCAUCGAUUCCACAUUCCACUGCAUCGCACAAUCUGCACUCCUGUCAUCUGACCUCACAAUGAGCUCUUUACCCAUCGUCACCGUGCUCGGCGCUACCGGCUAUCAAGGAGGUAGCGUCGUUGAUGCGCUCCUCGCUACUGGCAAGUUCACCGUCAGAGGGGUCACUCGAAAUCCCGAUUCGGCCUUUGCCAAGUCUCUCGCUCAAAAGGGCGUCCAAGUCGUCAAGGGAGACGCGAACGACUCCUCGUCUCUUAAAUCAGCGUUCGAAGGAGCUUGGGGCGCUUUCCUCGUGACGUCCUUUUGGGACCCAUCGAUGAAACUCGACCCCAAUACCGAUUUCAUCCAUGGAAAAGCACUUGUCGAUGCCGCCGUCGCCGCCAAUGUGAAGUUCCUGGUCUGGUCAUCGCUUCACGACAUUGAAAAGGCCACGGAUGGCAAGAUUCCAGUCCCCCACUUUACGAUGAAAUACAAGGUCGAGGAAUACAUCAAAUCGCUCAAUGUACCCGCUGCCUUUGUCUUUGCUGGAUUCUAUGCUCAAAAUUGGGUCAAUUUCCCUCCGUUUGGCGUACCCACCUAUGAUAAGGAAGGCCAAGUUCACCUGGAUACGGCUGUCCAACCUCACGCCAAGAUACCCGUUAUUGACAUUGAGGAGGACUUUGGCAAAUUCGUCGCUCCUAUCUUCGAGCAUCCCGACAAGUUCCAAGGUCAGGACAUCCUCGCCUCGACUGAAUACCUCACCGUCCCCGAGAUGGCCGCGGCUUUCGAGAAAAUUACCGGAAAGAAUGUCAAACAGAGCACGUUGCCAUACUCUGCUGUUCCGCUUCCCGAGCUCGCAAAUAGCAUCAAGCUGUUCAACGAGAAGGGAUAUUACCUGGGGUUGCCUCUCGAGCCAAGUCUCGAGCGAUACUCGGGUGUCAAAUUCGGGUCAUUCGAGAACUGGUUGAGGCGAUCCAAGUUUGACGCCCAUCCGGCCAAUUAGAACGCAGAAUCCAAGAAGUGUCACUUUACGACAGUACGAGACUGCAUGCAUGAUUCGACAGAGGUAGCUGCAAUGCUGAGGUCUGCGGCGCUCAGGCGACCGAAUGUCUCUCGAUGUAGCUGGCACAGCAACUGAUGGGCCAUAGAUGCUGAUUCUGUUUUCCGCGAU
Messenger RNA from Kockovaella imperatae, 1266 nucleotides. RefSeq lists its product as hypothetical. The coding region runs from base 178 to 1098 and encodes 306 amino acids. Lineage: Eukaryota; Fungi; Basidiomycota; Tremellomycetes; Tremellales; Cuniculitremaceae. The record is from RefSeq and is a predicted model, not a curated record. The transcript is spliced from 2 exons.